This is a messenger RNA of Bradysia coprophila, 1896 nucleotides long. RefSeq lists its product as uncharacterized. The record is from RefSeq and is a predicted model, not a curated record. Lineage: Eukaryota; Metazoa; Arthropoda; Insecta; Diptera; Sciaridae.
GGAUACACAAAACAUUUCCCGAACGAAAAAAAAAGAACCAAAUAUUCUCAUUGCAUACGAAUAAUAUCCCUCAAAACGGGUGGGGCUUCUCUCAAUCUCUCAUUUAUACACGAAAAGCGUAUCCAACAAUUUGAAUGUGAGCUCCCAAACGUACCAACAUUACCAUUCAACGGUAGACCUUCCCAUCAGAUUCAUCGUAUGUGAAUCGAAAUUUGCAGACAAGAAAUAGUUUAUUUUUUUGUGUUCGUGUGGUUAUUGUUGUUGUUGUUGUUGGUGUUCAUUGAAUGUUUUAACAUUGCUGUUCAUUUCUUUACAUUCGAAGCGUUUGAAUUAAUAAAUUUACUUUUACGGAUUGCAAUCGAAUUUCAAUCAUGUCAGACACAGAAGACGAUUCAAGCAUUUCGGAUAAUAGCUGGCCGGUGAAUGAGGCCUGGUUGAUUGGAAUUCUAACAGAAAGUCAUAAGUGUUCGGAAACGGACAUCAAGAUUUUGAACUUUGAUGUGAAAACCGCCUGCCAAAAUGGCGUUAGUAAUUUAAGUGACCUGUUGGCUGUAUCGGUGAAAUACGAAUUCGUGAAUGCUUCCAAAAGCAAAGACUUGAUCAUUAAGCUCCUUCCACACGAUCCAUUCAGUCGGUUUUUUGUUACAGAAGCUCAGUUCGAUUUAAGGGAAAUUAAAUUUUAUACAAACAUUCUACCGCAACUCAUAGAAUUUCAAAGGAAGCAUUUGGAACCCAACGCAGAAGCAAUGGUUAUAUCAGUGCCAACGUGCUUUCAUACUCAGUAUACGGCUGGUAAUUUGCAUACCAAUCAUACCAAUGAUGACAUGAGUCCACCAGAACCGCCAGAAAGUAUUUUGGUGUUGGAAGAUUUACGUCCAAUGGGAUACAGGUCUGCCCAUUUCAAAAAAGGACUGACUUUGGUCGAAGCUGAAGCUGCUGUUACAACUAUUGCCGUUGUUCAUGCACUUUCUCUUGGAAUGAAAGUAAAAGAGAAAGUCAAUUUAAACGAGCGAUACCCGUUCUUGUUCCAAACAUCUAAAGCCACGGAAAGUUAUCAACAGCUCGUAGAGCAGGGCCUUCCUCAAUUAUCGAAAUUUCUAGAACGCAUAACUGGACAUGAAAAGGAACUAGGUGCCCUUACAGCAAUCCGUCCGAAAACUCGUUCAAUUAUCGAAAAUCUUCUGCAACCGGUCGAACCGAUGGGACUUAUUACCCAUACCGAUUUUUGGUGUAACAAUUUACUCUUACGCGAAACCAUAGAUGCAACUAGGAACGACAAUUGUGUCAUUUUGGAUUGGCAAAUGGUCACUUACAGCAGACCAACCAACGACAUUGCGCUGCUAAUCAUUUCAUCGUUACCAUCUAAAGUUCGUCGUGAAAAUACCGGGAAACUACUCAAUUUGUACUACACUUCGCUGAAAAAUAAUUUGGAGAAAAUUUCAGUUGAUUUGGAGGUGGAUUUGAACUAUUCGCGACAUAAAUUGGAGCAGGACUACAAAAAAUCGCAACUACUAGCACUGCUGCUGUGCAUCGGUUCCGUUGACAUUGCCCUUGGUAAUAAGGACGCCGAACAACGGUUCUUGGACGUCCUGCACGAUUUGUACGAAGAAGGCAUUCUGAAUACCAGUGAAAUAUCGAUUUAAUGACAGAAGAACGAACAAUUCUAGUAUUGUAUAAGAAGCAGACAAAACCAUACGCGCAUUUUACUCAAUGCCAAGCUUAUUGCAUAAUUAAUUUUUAAAAAUUGAAUGUAAUGAUUAGCUACUAUUUCAGAACAUUAGACGAUGAAACAUUAAAUCAAUGCAUCAUCAAACCAUCAAGUUAUACACACAAAGAGUAAACAAAAAUCAAAUUUGACGAAGUAAAUAGAGGGCAAUUAAAAAUCAGCAUAAAAAA